Panicum virgatum (switchgrass) is the source of this 1493-nucleotide messenger RNA. Its product is annotated as protein TRAUCO-like. The transcript has 2 exons. Gene Ontology annotation, molecular function: transcription cis-regulatory region binding; protein binding. The record is from RefSeq and is a predicted model, not a curated record. The annotation marks the transcript as partial. Lineage: Eukaryota; Viridiplantae; Streptophyta; Magnoliopsida; Poales; Poaceae. Gene Ontology annotation, cellular component: Set1C/COMPASS complex.
CCCUAUCGCCGCCGGCGGCGGCCAGUAAGAAGUCGAAGAAGAAGGGCGGUAACAGCGUCUGGACCCGGCCAACCUCCCGCAAGGGCAAGAAGAAGGCCAAGCAGCCGGGCGGCCCCGGCCACGGCCCCGGCGGCGGCGGCGGCAUUGGCGCCCACCCCGGGCCCAGCCGGCGGGGACGAGCUGUGCCAGCUCGUUCCCGCGACCCGCCUCGCCGCCGAGCGCAACGACGACGCGGCCGCCCAGCCCGUGCUCCUCUCCCGCUUCUUCAAGUCCGAGAGGAUCGAGGUCUCCGACGACCGCCUCACCGCCGCCAGCACCAAGGGCUACCGCAUGGUGCGCGCCACCCGCGGCGUGGCGGCCGGGGCGUGGUACUUUGAGGUCAGGUUCGUGCAUCUGGGCGCCACUGGCCACACGCGCCUUGGAUGGGUGACCAACAGAGCGGACCUCCAGACGCCGGUUGGGUACGACGCCUAUGGGUUUGGGUACCGCGACAUGGAUGGCACCAAGGUGCAUAAGGCUUGGAGGGACAAGUAUGCUGAUGAAGGGUACGGGGAAGGAGACGUUCUCGGGUUCUACAUUUCUCUGCCUGAUGGGGAGCAGUAUGAGCCUAAGCAACCUGACCUGAUUCAACACAAGGGAAUGCCCUUUCAUGUGCAAGUGCCCAAGGAGGAGCAAAAGAUACCAGCUCCCGUUCCUGGGAGUGAGAUAUGCUACUUCAAGAAUGGGGUAUGCCAAGGCAGUGCCUUCAAGGACAUUCCUGGAGGGAGGUAUUACCCAGCUGCAUCAAUGUAUACACGCCCUAAGGAGUCAAACUGUGUAGUAAAAUUCAAUUUUGGGCCAGACUUUGAGUUCUUCCCACAAGAUUUUGGUGGCCUGCCAAUCCCUCAACCAGUGAGUGAGGUGCCUUAUCAGGCACUUGAGGUGAAGAAUGAGGGGCCUGUUGAAAAUGGUAUUGCUGAAAAAACUUGCUAGUGUAGUCAACAUGUUAUUUUAGCCAUGUCCAAUACCCCUGUGUAAAUACCAAACAGGCCCAUGGCAUCAUGGUGAGGUUGGCCACUGGGGUCAUAUCUGACUACUAGUAGAUUAUAUGCUUAUGUUGGCACCAAAUCGGUCCUCUCCGUACUUCCCAAUUCUCUUGCUGAUCAGCAAAGGAAUUGGCAGUUCCUGUCCUUGGCUGGGUGAUGAAGUUAUUGUGUGCUGCCAGAUGGUUGGGAAAUGGUGAUGGUAUGUAAGAGCUGAAUAUCUAUAUAUUAACUGAAAGUUGGACAAAGAGUAGCGAUGGGAGAGAGGUGGAGCUGCAGGUGAAACCUUAUGCUGGGAGUUUCACUGCUCAUGAAGGAUUUGUAUGGUUAGAAAAGUAUCUGCAUGUAAAUUUGCCUUAUUUAUAAUCCUUUUCAUUUUUCGUCCAAGCAAUCGAAUGCCCUUUGCCAGAAUUUCUCUGUAACUGUGAAAUGUUAAGCAAUCCAAUGGCCUUAGCCAGUGUUUCUCUGUAA